Penicillium nucicola is the source of this 1533-nucleotide messenger RNA. Its product is annotated as carbohydrate esterase family 5 protein. The transcript is spliced from 2 exons. Gene Ontology annotation, molecular function: cutinase activity. Bases 1 to 1533 code for a protein of 510 amino acids. The record is from RefSeq and is a predicted model, not a curated record. NCBI's taxonomy places the organism in Eukaryota, Fungi, Ascomycota, Eurotiomycetes, Eurotiales, Aspergillaceae. Gene Ontology annotation, biological process: carbohydrate catabolic process. Gene Ontology annotation, cellular component: extracellular region.
AUGAGAAACACGGUCGUUCUCGCCCUAGCUGGCGCAGCCCUCGGUGCUCCCACCCAGACUCUCGAGAAUCGUCAAUUCUCGGGUUUUGGUUCCAGUGGAUCUGGAACUGAAGGUGGUCUCGGCGCUCUGGCCUCUCUCUUCCCCGGUCUGGGAGGUGAGUCUAGCGGCUCAUCCUCCGGCUCUGGCUCUAGCUCUGGCUUCCCCAGUCUCGGUAAUCUCCCCGGUCUCGGAGGUUCCAGUGCCUCUUCCUCGGAUACCCCGAGCCUGCCCAGCUUCACUGGCCUGCCUGCUCUUGGAGGCUCUGGUGCUGAGCCUAGCGGCACUCCCAGUUUGCCUAGCUUCAAGACUGGCCGUGACGUCGAGAAGCGUCAGUUUGACCUUUCUUCUCUGACCAGCGGUCUGGGCGGAAGCACUGGCACCAGCGGUGGACUCAGCUCCCUGGAGUCUCUCAUUCCCUCCCUGAGUGGAAGCUCUGGCAGCAGCGGUCUUGGCUCCAUUGAAUCCCUCAUUCCUUCUCUCGGUGGUAGCUCCGACACCAGCGGUGGACUGAGCGCUUUGGAGUCCCUCAUUCCUUCCAUGGGCUCCAGUGGCUCCAGCGGCCUCGGCUUCAAGGCCCGCCGCGACGCUCAGGAAGCUGAGAAGCGCAACUUCGACUUCAGUAUCGGUGGCAGCGCUGGCGGCAACGCCGACGUCGACGCCAAUGCUGGCGCUGGACUCGGUGCUGGUAUCAACCUCAAGGCCCGGGACGACGGCGAGGAUAUUGAAAAACGCCAGUUCGACCUCUCCUCGCUGACCAGUGGCCUCAGCGGCAGCUCCGGUACUAGCAGCGGUCUCGGCGCCCUAGCGUCCCUUAUUCCCUCCACGGGCAGCAGUGGCAGCUCUGGUAGCAGCGGAUUCAGCAUCCCUGGCCUGAGUAAUAUCCCCACUGAUUCCGCUAUUCCAAGUCUCAAGGCUAAACGUCAGAGUCUAUUAGGCUCCUCUGGCUCUAUUACCGCGAACGAUGUCACCGAUAACAACGGCUGCAAGGAAUUGACUUUCAUUUUCGCCCGCGGCAGUGACGAGAUGGGCAACAUGGGCUCCGUUGUUGGACCUCCCGUCGCUACGCAGUUGAAGUCUUUGACUGGUGACAAGGUUUCCGUCCAGGGUGUGACUUAUGCAGCUACUGCUGAGAGCAACGCCGCUAUGGGCGCAAACGGUGGUCCCGUCAUGGCCAAGCUUGUCACGCAGGCUCUUUCUCAGUGCCCCAAGACUAAGGUCGUUAUUGGUGGAUACUCGCAGGGAUCCAUGGUCGUGCACAAUGCUGCCAACAGCCUCUCCGCUGACCAGGUCGCUGGUGCUAUUCUUUUCGGUGACCCGUUCAAGGCCCAGGCUGUUGGUAAGCUUGACAGCAGCAAGGUUAAGGAGUACUGCGCUACUGGUGACCCGGUUUGCUUGAACGGUGCCAAUGUCAUGGCUCACUUGAGCUAUGGCAGUGAUGCCAAGGAAGCUGCGCAGUUCUUGAUCAAGGCUGCUGGUCUUUCCACUUCCUCUUAG